Thrips palmi is the source of this 1011-nucleotide messenger RNA. Its product is annotated as protein takeout-like. Lineage: Eukaryota; Metazoa; Arthropoda; Insecta; Thysanoptera; Thripidae. The record is from RefSeq and is a predicted model, not a curated record. Bases 126 to 899 code for a protein of 257 amino acids. The transcript has 5 exons.
CGAAUCAAAGACAAACUCAUCACAGUCGCAGUCCAGCAGUCCGGCAGUCCAGCAGUGGAGCGCGAGGGGACGCCGCGAAGCAGCACAGCCACACAGCCACACUGCCACACUGCCACAGGGCCAACAUGGACACGCACAGGGAAGUGCUGGCCGGCUUGCUGCUGGUGCUGGCCAUGACGGCCAUCCUCAACGUCCCCGCCAGCGCCAUCAAGUUGCCGCCGUACGUGACCGCGUGCUCCCGCUCCGACCCCAAGCUCAACGAGUGCGUGCUGCAGAACGGCAGGAACGCCAUCCCCAUCGUCAUCAAGGGCGACCCCAAGUACCGCGUGCCCAAGCUCAACCCCAUGGUCAUCCCCGAGCUGCAGCUGCAGCAGGGCACCGGCUCCGUGGGGCUCAACAUCACCUGGAAGAACGCGGAGAUCCAUGGCAUCAAGGACACCGAAUUCCUGGACGUCGACAUGAACGUCGAGAAGAGGCACAUCAAAAUGCACUUCUUCCUCCCGAAAGUAAGCAUCACCGGUGCGUACACGGCGACGGGACGAGUACUUCUGCUGCCCGUGACGGGCUCUGGUCCUUCCAACAUCACAGUUGAAAACAUGAAGAUUUCAUAUGAUAUCGAUUGGAAUUUGGUCAAGAAGGCGAAUGGCAAAGAGUACCUGGACGUGACCAACCCAAUGCUGACCCUCCUGGACCUCGGCCAUCUUAGUAUGAAAUUCGAACGCAUUUUCAACGGUGACAAGCUCUUAGGUGAUAACUUGAACACGUUCCUCAACGAGAACUGGAAGGAUCUGGCGAAAGAGUUCGGACCCGGAGUUGCUGACGCGAUUGGACAAGUAUUCGGUUUAGUCCUGAAAAACAUAUGUGACCUCGUGCCGUAUGAUAAUGUGCUCAAGCCUUAAGCUAUCCUUCAGAACACCGCAUUUCAUUCUGUUAAAAUUAUGAGUAUCAAAGCUGUGUACAUUGUUACCUUUCACCCACAAAAAUCAAUAAAAUGAACCUUGUUUAAAUUGA